AUGGCGUGGCUCUUCGAGGCCGAGCCAACGAAAGCAGAGGAUCAACUGGUCUGGUUCCUGCUCUACCUCGUGAUUUAUCUCGCCUUCUACUUCUUCACCAGCCCCUUUGUGGGCAAUCGUGAGCUGCUCAAUUCAUGGACGCCUUACGUCUACUUUUCCAUGAUACUCUACGCGUGGCUGUUUUCUGCUGCGGCAUUGCACACGCCAGUGCAUGCUUUAGGGCUACUGGACUCGACUAUCAAACAACCGAUUUCGCUGCUCUUUCCCUUUUUCUCGGCCAGUUUCGUCUUUUUGAUCAUGCUUGAGGCAAUCAUGGUGCUCGUGCUGUCGCGGAAGAUCUCACAGCGAGGCUUGGCAUGGACGGUGGCACCUGUAUCAUUGGGGAGGUCGUUUAUGAAUGUGCUUGGCAAUAGUGCUGCAGUCAGUGUCGCUUGCGUAGCACUGAUUGUGCACUGCGACGCGACACGAGAUUGUGCCGCGUCGCCAGAUGAACCGAGGACAUACAAUAGCCACGCUUGUGCCCAGCUUUUUUCAUUCAUUCAGUUCGACGAUCUAGAAACGCUCGUGCCUGGGAGCUACGGUGGUGCCAUUCUGAUCUGGUGCAUGGGGAUGCUACUAGCUACUACAAACUUCUUCCUCGAACGUGUGAGCGGAGUCCGCGUGAUUUCUUCCUUUGGCUGGUUCUCCAACCGAGCUGAAGAAGAUGGUAGCGGGGCGGCUGAAGACGAGGACGGCAGCGAGCGCCUAGCGCCCGACCAAAACCUGCCGAUGGUGCCCUGGUAUUCCAUGCUCCUGAUUGACACAGGAUUCGAUCUCCUCAUCUCGCUCAAGGUUUUCCUUGGCCGGUUUGACAUGCGUACGAUGCAGCGAGCGCUGCAUCCCAACGACGAAGACUACUGCUUUGACCACCUCGCGAAGAAGGACGAAGUGUGGCUUGAUUUCAUGGCCGAUUGUGGUGACGGCUUCAACAGCAGUUACCAGAUCGCUCGUUUACUUGCUCAGCCACAGCUCGAAGUGGAUUGCAAGGUGUCCGACGAAAAGACUAGUGGCAAAGCUGUGCCCGACGGAGCUAAUGUGAAGGCGGCCAAGAAUAAAACAGUCAAGCGAGUGUUUCCGCGUGGUGACGCCCUCGUGAUCGGUGGAGAUCUCGCCUACCCACAUCCGGAUAGUCAAUCGUACGAAACGCGCCUAUUUCGAUGUUUUGAGUAUGCCAUGAAGCCGCCAGCUUGUUAUCACCCAUCGGCUAUCUCUACACGGAAGAAAGCUCCUGAUGGGUGCUCAUCGCUGCGUGAAUAUGAAGGUCCUAGUGUAUUUGCGAUUCCGGGAAACCAUGACUGGUUCGAUGGCCUCAACACGUUCAUGCGGUACAUUUGCCAGCGCGAUUGGCUGGGAGGAUGGUUGCUUCCGCAAAAGACAAGCUACUUCAGCAUCAAGCUCCCUCAUGGCUGGUGGCUGUUCGGUGUGGAUUUAGCUCUGGAAAAUGACGUUGACACCGAGCAAUUUGGCUUUUUCGAGCGAGUGGUGCAGUCGCAAAUGGGUCCAAAUGACGCGGUGAUUCUAGUCACUCACGAACCGCGCUGGCUGUUAAACGUCUACGAGAAAAAAUCCAACGUGGACGUCAAACUAGCCUACCUUAUCGAGCACAUACUCAAAGGUCGAGUUGCUGUACGACUUGCUGGGGAUAUUCACAACUAUAUGCGUCACUCGUUGGUGGAGGAGAAGCACGUCCUAAAGCGUCCCGCCUCUAUGCAAGUUGAUGUAUUGCAGCCUAAAGUCUCGAAGGCGAGUGUUCAUCGCAGUCACUCGUUCUCGACUCCUGUCCACAAGCACUUUCCACACAUGAAGCGCGACGGUGACACUGACGAACAGGGACAUGCCAAAUUGCGGUCGGAUCUUCCAGCUGAGCACGGACGCUCUGCGGAGCAUUUGAUCAUCUCUGGUGGCGGGGGUGCCUUUUUGCAUCCAACGCAUGUGCCUAGUCCAAGUUUGAAUUACAUUGGUGGAACGUACGAGCACAAGACGUGCUACCCGCCGGCACAUGUUUCGAGGCGCUACGCAGUGCUAAACGUUUUUGGCUUCCGCCGGCUCAACUGGCGUUUCGAUGCGAUCGGCGGUGUCGGGUAUUUCGCGCUGGUGUUCUCCAUGUUUCCACGCUGCUCGGUUGGAUCCAUCUAUGCAGCUGCAACGCGAUGGGAGGCGGUGGCGCAGUUUUUCCAGGAGCUCGUUUCGUUGCUUGUUGACAUGGUGAUGACAUCGAAUGUGUCUCUGUUGUGCUGCAUCGGUAUGCUCCUGGCAACAAUUGGAUUUGCAGAUUGCACCACGUUGCCAAAGAGGUGUGCAAUGGGCCUGGUCGUGUCAUGCUUCCACUUCGUGGCAGCCUUCACCGUUUUACUCGCUUACGAGCUUCUACUCGAAGUAGCAUCAGCUCGUGGUGCUCUCGGUCGCGAGGGCGAGCACACUCUCUACCUCUACUUCAGCAGCACACUCCCCGACUUCUCUGCCAUUCGCAAGUACGAUGUGUUUAGACUUGCUUCGCUGUAUGGAGAAUUCAUGCGGCUCUGUAUGACCAUCUACGACGUACCGGAGGUAGUUGCAUUGAAGCGCAUCAAGAUUUGCGAGUCAGGGUUCGAGAGCCUCGGGCGCAUGGAGUUAUGGACAUACUACGCCAGUGUGUUUCCGUACUUUUGGGUGCUGGCCACGCCAGUGGUUAGCUUUGUCUUUGGCACGUACCUGUACCUGUCGCUCAACAUGUUCGGAUGCCACUACAACGAGGCGUUCUCAUCGCUGCGCAUUGCCAGCUACAAGAACUUUUUGCGACUGCAUGUUGACAAGGACGGUCGACUCGAGGUGUUUGCUUUUGGCGUGGACAAGAUGCCGCACCGCUGGUGCAGAGAUUCAAAGUGGAGUGGCGGUACUGGACCUCGAGCUUCUCUAGAGAGGAACUUGCCGUCGUUCAAGUGGACCCGCCCAAGCUACUGGAAGCCAUUGGUGACCAAGGUGGACAAUAUGCUGCGUAUGGACUUUGAGAACCCGUCUCUUGACGGCCGCUUCAAUUCGCUCGACCGCUCGAAUGUGCAUCUGAUUGAUCGUGUCGUGGUCCACAAGCGAUCAACGACGCCUGGACAGCAGUAG
Messenger RNA from Peronospora matthiolae, 3132 nucleotides. NCBI's taxonomy places the organism in Eukaryota, Oomycota, Peronosporomycetes, Peronosporales, Peronosporaceae. The record is from the annotation of a GenBank genome assembly.